Messenger RNA from Geodia barretti, 1319 nucleotides. Lineage: Eukaryota; Metazoa; Porifera; Demospongiae; Tetractinellida; Geodiidae. The record is from the annotation of a GenBank genome assembly.
AAACCGUCCAGUGAGGUGGAAUCUCGACGGUUGCGUGUGCUACGACUGCAUGUCGGAAGCUUUCAUUUCUAGGCUACAAAGUCGAAUGGUGAGAGUGUCACACCAUGCCGCACUUUGUACAGUUCUGCAGUUAUUCUUUGAGGACUGUGACUACCAAGUUACAGAGGGAUCUCGCUUGUCAAGGCCUCUUCGUGUGCACUACUAUGGACCAGUUCAAAACCCAUUUACACUCAUACUGAGAACAAUGUCAGUGAGCAGUGCAGAAAGUAUUGGUGUGGGAAACUUCAUUGGCUCUGACACAAUUUCAAAUUCUUCUAGAGCUACAGCAACUGCUGAUUUUACCGUGUCCACUAGAACUGUUACUGUUCCUGCCAAUCCAAACAUUGGGAUUCAAACAUUUCAAUUUCCUGAAUUCUUUCGUGUUGUUGAUGACAAUAUCAAUGAGAUGGACCAGAUCUUCGUUCUUGCUGUUGAGAUUGGAGCAGAUGUUUCAAUUGGAUCAGGGCUGUUUUCUGUUGGCUGCAGAAAGGACUGAAUGCUUUGGUCGUCAUGGAGCUACAAGAAUCAUUAUCAAAGACAAUGACCCUAUGAUCAUUGGAUUCACUCAGCGGAGCAGGACUGUCCCAGAGAGUAGUGGUGCUGCAACUGACUUAUACCCCAUUGACAUACAAGUGGCUUCCGUGAGAGUUUCUGAGAGGUUGCACGGAAUUACAAUCCGGCACAAUGAGCAGCUCUCAACUGCAGUUGUAGGACCAUUGAUUGGAGAAAAUAUUAUCUCUGAUGCUCUGUUUGGUCUCCGAAAUCUCCAUCGUGAUCCAUUGCAACUAUUGUUUGACCUCAAUCCAGGCCAAACCACACUUCAACGAGUAUCUGCUUUUAUUGUUCAGGACUUUCGAAUUGAGCCAGAGGAAUGCUUUACACUGCAAUUAUAUUUCUAUGCAACACCUGGUGCAAGAGAGCCACUAGUGACAUGUAAUGCUGGUGAUAGUUCAACUAAUUUCUUCUGUGAACAUACUGUCUGCAUUGAAGAUGAUGAUGAACUCUUUAUGGUUGGAUUUGUGCAAACAACAUACACUGUUCUGGAGAAUGCUGGCUCAGUGGAGGUUUGUGUCCAACUCACCCGUCCUGUGACUGACAUCCUUGAAGAAACUGUGCGGGUGUCAGUGGUUGAUUAUUCCAGCUCAGUCUAUAUUCCUGCAGGAGCUGCUCUUGCAACUCCAGAUUCUCCCAACUUUCUUGGCCUUUAUUCCAUGGCUCAAGGCACGGAUUAUGCACAGCAAACACGAGUGUAUAAUUCUAUCGAUGAUCAUCUUAUAAGU